UAAAUUAAAUUUAAUAUGGAAGAUAGACCUAGCAACUCAUUAAUUCCUAUCUCAACUAUAUCUUCUUGCACACCAAAUUUUUAUUAUAUUGAUAUUAAUACUGACUUAUCUAAAUCUGAUCUAGAAAUUAACAAUGGCCACAUUAUAAAUGCCAGAAAAGAUAUUGUAACCAAUUCACAGCAAACUAAUCAAUAUUAUUUAUUAUCACAAACUAUCACUCCAAUUUUAUCAGAUGAAAUUUUUUCAAAAUAUUUUCAGGAUUCUACAUCUCCUAGAUUAAAAAUAAAUUUAAUAAAUGAUUCCCAAUAUAAUUAUAAUACAUCUUCAAAAGUGCAAUGUAAUAAUUUAGAUAAUUUACCUCAACAAAAUCAUUCAAAGACCACAAGGGAGACUAUUUUACCAAUGUUAGUCGAUUCUUUACCCCACGUUCACGAAUAUUACAAUACUUUACCCCUCACGCCCAACCACAAAAACCUCAAAAACGUUUAUUACCAAAAUUACGAGAAUUCGGAGAUCCGUAGUAACUCCUCUCACAGGAAUGAUUCCUCGCCCGAAUACUCAGUUUUCAAUUACGAUAUUCCAAAAACAAUAGGUCCAAAUUUAGACAAGGAUGAUGUCAAACGGCAGAAUUUAAAUUUGCGAUCUGUGGUCAUGUCUCCCACGCUGCCUAGCGACGACGGGCCUUUCGCUGCUCAUCGAUCUAAAUAUGUAAAUUACGCCGGUAAACCGAACGAACAAGUUCAACCGCAUUCCUAUCUCGGGUCCGUUAUUCACGAAUCAUCGCCGAACGGGAUUGAUUACGAUAUCCCUUUUACGAAAUCUAAAUAUUCGAAACACUUCAAUCAUUCCGUUCCGACAUCCAAAAAAUGUAAAGAAGGGAUCAAGGCCAUACCGUUCUUAGGAAAAUCUAGCUCUUCGCUCGGUUACGACUAUCCAAAUAUCAAAUCUCGACACCAAACUCGCAACACCGGAAAUGGAGAGGCUGUUGAUCAAAUUUCUCAAGCAAAUAACGGAAACGAAAAAUUCGAUAUUGUUAAUUCCUCUAUUAAUUACGAUUCUCUUCCUACACGCAAAACAAAUCAUAAAGGCACAAAUGGCUCAAUUAUAUAUUGCUCUCAAAAUACACACUACGAUACAACAAAUAUCCAAUCUAUGCCUGGUACAAACGACUCAGAACAAAUAUAUCAUUAUUUGAACCAUCUUUGCAAUUCUGUCGAAGAGAAUGGAAUUGAUAGUAGUUUAUUUACUGACUCGAAAUUGAAAAACAACGAGAAUGGUGAUGCCAAGUCUGGCGUUAAAAGAAACGCCAUGCCCGCCACUCUACAAUACAUCGAUAUUCAGGUUGUCACGGACGAGAUAAACAGUAAUAAAAUUUGUCAUAAGUGUCCUAAAUCAAAACCCUUACAGAGGAACAAUAUUGAAGAGAAGACUUAUAAAUGCGAUAAUAUGUUAGAAAAUCAUGCGAAAAAUUCCUUAUUCGAGAAAGUCGAUGAUUUGAAUCCGAUUAAAAGGAAUAAUGAUAUGCUCGAACCUAAAGAUACGUCUAAAAUAUCGAACAAGAUUUUCAAAGAAAAGGUUUCAAAAUCAUUGCUGAAAAAAGUGUACACCAGGUUUAAAGAAAGUUUGCGCCAGAAACCAAGUCAACACGAUACCGGCAAAUCAUUCCGUUAUAAUAAUGCUCACUUACCUGCUCAACCCGUACCUCUCUCCAGAAUAAUUACACAAUCACCUAGAAAAGACGACAAUCAUUGUCCUAAUAAACUCAAGAAAUCAGAUAAUAACAAAAAAUUUGAUCCUCAACCCUGCCCCAUAACAAAAAGGAAAACCGUCAUCAAAUCCAAAUCGGGCUUAAAUUUGCGCAGUAGAGUUUCUGGAUUAUCUAUUUCCUCCUUGAAUCCUUCUAGAAAGAGUCGUUUUUCUAAAGAUGAUCUAGAAAUUACUAGCGAGAGCUCAUCUCAUCUAAAUGAUUUUUCUAGCAAAGCUGGUAUAAACACUAAAAAUCAGGACAUAAUAGAACGCAUAAUGGGACGUUUGUCAUAUCAACAAAUUGAUUUCGAAAAAACGGAAGCUUUAAAAAUUUUGUCGGAACAGGCAUGAAAUUAAGAUCGAAAAUAAAGCACGUCAUUCAUUUUUUUGCGUAUCAUGUUUAAAUUGUGAAUUUUAUUUGGUUAUAUUUAGAAAGAAUUUAAAACGAACACCGAUAUAAUAUGACCAUUAAAUUUGGAUAUAUUUUUUAUAUUACUUUAGGAACGAAAUUAUUAUAAAAUAUACUCUCUUUAUAAAACAAUAGAAACAUUUAGAUACACCCAGGUAUUUAUUUUUAAAUAUAAUUUUUUCUCAAGCAAAUAUAUUAUUAUUUUAUAAGUCAUUUUUAAAUGCAAUAUUUAUUAUAUUUCUCUCUUUCUUAUAACUAUAUAAAUAUUCGCUAUACGCAAAUAUUAGAUAUUAAUGGCACAUAUAUUAAUUUAAUUUAGGAAACCAAUUAUUUUAAAUUAUAAUUUAUUAAGAUAUAAAAUCCUACGUUAGACAUAAUUACAUUUUCUGAAAUUUUCGUCGUAUUAUUUAUAAUAUAUUACAAAUAUGAUUCUUUUGAUCCACGU
Messenger RNA from Gordionus sp. m RMFG-2023, 2600 nucleotides. RefSeq lists its product as uncharacterized. Lineage: Eukaryota; Metazoa; Nematomorpha; Gordioida; Chordodea; Parachordodidae. The record is from RefSeq and is a predicted model, not a curated record. Bases 16 to 2097 code for a protein of 693 amino acids. The transcript is spliced from 7 exons.